Molecule: messenger RNA, 2699 nt
Organism: Sorghum bicolor (sorghum)
Lineage: Eukaryota; Viridiplantae; Streptophyta; Magnoliopsida; Poales; Poaceae
Product: fatty acyl-CoA reductase 2
Exons: 8
Coding region: 287-2140 (617 amino acids)
Biological process (GO): suberin biosynthetic process; long-chain fatty-acyl-CoA metabolic process
Cellular component (GO): intracellular membrane-bounded organelle
Molecular function (GO): alcohol-forming very long-chain fatty acyl-CoA reductase (NADP+) activity
Source: RefSeq, a predicted model, not a curated record
CCCAAGAAACAAAAACUCGCAGAUUGCCGGUCACUGGCCUGUUGCAUUGGCUUGUUGGCCUCAUCGUCUCCCAGUCGUGUCCCAGGUGAAAGCUUGUACAAUUUGUUAAUUAGCAGGCAGGAAGUAGCAGCUUCAUCAUCUUAACACCCACCCACCUACAACCCUGCUGCAACGGCAACGGCAACGGCAACGGCGGGGGACGCGCGCGCGAGCUUGCGUUUGUUUACCCUUUCGCGCCACCUAGCCUGCACCUGCAUUUUCUUUGGCGGCCGCGCGCGCGCGGGCCAUGGGGAGUUCAUGCGUGAACCUCUCCCGCGCCGUCCUCCCGGGCUUCGGCGCCGCCGCCGCCGCCAAGGGAGGAAGCCGACGACGUGGCCUCCUUCUUCCGUUGCUGUCGUCGUCGGCGGCGGCGGGGCGGCAGCGGCACGGCAGCAGUGCCGCGGUCGUGGCGUGCUGUACUUCGUCGUCGUCGUCGUCCUCCACUACUGCAGCCGCCGGCUCAUCGUCGUCAAGGCCGCCGCUGCCGCCGCCGCCGCCGUCGUCCUUCCCGGCGCACGACGGGCUCGGUGGCGGCGAUCAGCCAGCAGGAGCCGCCGCCGGCGGGAUUGGUGUUGCCGAGUUUCUCGGCGCCAAGAACUUCCUCAUCACCGGCGGAACUGGUUUCCUGGCGAAAGUUCUUAUCGAGAAGAUCUUGAGGACAAAUCCUAACGUCGGCAAGAUAUAUGUGCUCAUCAAGGCCAAGGACGGCGAAGCUGCAUUGAGGAGACUGCAAAAUGAGGUCGUAGACACGGAGCUGUUCAAAUGCCUGCAGGAGAUCCACGGGGAAGGCUACGACAGCUUCAUCGCAAAAAAGCUGGUCCCCGUCGUCGGCGACGUCAGGGAAGCCAACGUCGGCAUUUCCCCCGACCUCGCCGACGAGAUCGCCGACCAGGUGGACGUCAUCAUCAACUCGGCGGCCAACACCACGUUCGACGAGCGGUACGAUGUCGCCAUGGACAUCAACACCGUGGGGCCGUUCCGGAUCAUGAGCUUCGCGCAGCGGUUCCGGCGGCUCAAGCUCUUCUUGCAAGUGUCUACAGCCUAUGUGAACGGGCAGAGGCAGGGCCUGGUGCUGGAGAAGCCGUUUCGCAUGGGAGACACCAUAGCCAAGGAGCUGGGGUCCUCAUCAUCAGGAUCUUCUGAACAAGGGCAUAAUAUCCCAGUGCUGGACAUCGAGGCAGAGAUCAAGCUGGCCUUUUACUCCAGAAGACACCUCGAUAAUAAUUCUCCCUCGUUUGCUCAAGAGAUGAAAGAUUUGGGCCUAGAGAGGGCAAAACUCCAUGGGUGGCAAGACACCUAUGUGUUCACCAAGGCCAUGGGAGAGAUGGUCAUCAACUCCAUGCGAGGAGAGAUACCGGUGGUCACCAUCAGGCCCAGCGUCAUCGAGAGCACCUGGAGGGACCCAUUCCCUGGCUGGAUGGAAGGCAACAGGAUGAUGGAUCCUGUGAUCCUCUACUACGGGAAAGGCCAGCUGAGCGGGUUCCUCGCCGAUCCAGAUGGUGUUCUUGAUGUGGUACCGGCGGACAUGGUGGUGAACGCGACGCUGGCGUCGAUGGCGAAGCACGGCGGCGCGGCGGGGCCCGGGAUGCACGUGUACCACGUGUCGUCGUCGACGGUGAACCCGCUGGUGUUCGGCGACCUGAGCCGGUUCCUGUUCCACCACUUCACGCGGUGCCCCUACAGCGACGCGGCGGGGCAGCCCAUCCUGGUGCCGCCCAUGCGCCUGUUCGACACCAUGGAGCAGUUCGCCAGCUACGUGGAGACGGACGCGCUGCUGCGGAGCGUCCGGGCGUCGUCGUCCUCGUCGCCGGCGGUGGCGCAGCGUGCCCGCGACCUGUGCGCCAGGUCCGUGGAGCAGACCGUCCACCUGGGCAGCAUCUACCAGCCCUACACCUUCUACGGCGGCCGCUUCGACAACGGCAACACGGAGGCGCUGUUCGCGGCCAUGUCGCCGGCGGAGAGGGCGCGGUUCCACUUCGACGUCCGGAGCGUCGACUGGAGGGACUACAUCACCAACGUCCACAUCCCGGGCCUCCGCAAGCACGUCAUGAAGGGCAGGGGCGUCGCCGCCAACCAGCUGCUCGCCAGCACCUCCGUGUGACCGUCGGCCGGCCGGCCGGCCGGCAAAGGGAUGCGCGACGGCGGGCUAUCUGCCAGGCCCAGACUGUUGCUGUUGCUAUAUGACAUGCCACUGCCACAACACGGCCGAUGACCGACGACGCCCAAUCUUGCCUCUCCAUUUCCACAGUACGUAGCAGCAAUCUAAGGUUGACUUGGGUACGCCAUGCUUGCAUCGCAUUACUGAUAGAUAUACGAGAUUGUUCAUGUCUCCUCCGUCUUGAGCUGUUGAUUCUUGUACUCUCGUGUAGUCAAAACAAAAAAUGAAGGCUGUGAUUAUCAGUGACCGAAAUUCAUCAAGGUUGCACUCAUGCACAUAUCACUCACACAAAACACUAGCAAUCUGAACAUGGUGCUGUCUGCUAGUGCCAUUCUUAACACUGUAAGCCAUUCUUUACCAAAAUUUAAUUUACUGAUGAGAAGGUGUUUAACAGUGGCUUGCCAUUGAUGAAUGAUGAUACAAAUUAGUACACGCCUAUUGGUACAAGCUUACGCUACACAAGUACAAAUGGAAGUUGAGUCUUUUUUGCCAAUUCCACGCC